CGAAGCGUGCGAUGUUGCCCGAUCAAAAUUCGACUGUUACCACUACAGUCACAAGUCCUCCAUUAUCUACGAACAUUUCCUUCAAUUAUUGUUUGUUUCACCGGAAAAGUGUGCCAAAACACUUCUAAUUUGAUGAGAAAAAUAAUUUAUAACAUGAAUGGUUUAUUUCGUCAAUGUUAUUUUUCUGUUCAACUGAGUUGUCCACUGAUAGGUUAAGCCUCCUCAAAAACAGAAUAGAAGUGCCCCACGUUUUCGCGUGAUGAGUGUUUUUCAAGGUGCAAUUUGAGGUGAUAAAAAACGUGGGCCGGUGAUUUUUGAAGUGAUGUUGCGAAUCGGGAGAUCAUUCGCUGGUGGAACGGACGUGACAACCGAUUGUUCCCUGAGGUGUUUGAUUGUGCGGUCGCAGUGGAGGUUAUGGUGGGCGAGAAAUAUCCAGGGGUAUGCGAAGGCUACCGCCAAUUUGGAAGUUGACAGCAGUGGGAAAGUGAAAAUACGACUGGAUCCCCGGGUCGAGGCCCUGAAGGAUAAACUAAUUUACUCGGAUUAUAUCGAUAGGAAACGAUUGAAGUACGGGUAUGCGGUGAAUAAAGCUAUUGAGGCUGAGCUGGUGAGCAAGGAACGGUGGAGGCUUUUCUGGGCUCAGGUGGAGGCUCCGACUUACAGUGUUGCUUUGAAGUAUUUGCGAAGUGAUGAGGGGAAGUCUGAGGAGAAAGAAGUUGAGGAGCCGGUGCGGGAGGAGAAGAGGGAGAGGCCGAUUCACAUGCCCUAUGCCUCGAUAGACCACUAUGAGCUGAAGGAGACUGAAGCACCUGGUGAUGAGGGGCCUGAGCCUCUUCUCAAUACCAAGUAUCAGAAGCUGUACGAGAAGUAUCUGGACGCCAAGGAGGCCACGAACAUUGCACCCAGGUUGAAGAGACGAAUGGAGAGUUUGGAGAGGCUGGUGGAGGAGGCGGAGGCGAAGGAACCAGGGGGCAAGUCACGGAGUACAGAGAUAAAGAGACCGAAAGACAGUUUAGAGAAUGUCCCACCGAACUGGAUGACUGAUUACGAGCAAUAUGAUGACGAAGAGGAUGAGACCUCCUGGGAGUUGAACUACGGAACUCCAGAUAGAAAUACUCCCAUCAGUAAUGUUCCAUGUGGUGGCUGUGGGGCAUUAUUACAUUGCCAGGACUCUGCGUUACCCGGAUAUUUACCCUCAGAAUUGUUCAAAAAUCUCAAAUCCGACGAUGACUUGAAGAACACGAUCUGCCAGAGGUGCCACUUCAUGAAGAAUUACAAUGUGACGUUGGAAGUCAAGGUGUCUGCUGAAGCUUACCCUGAAAUUCUGAGUCAGAUUCAGCUGAAGAAGCGAAAAGCUGCUGUGAUACUCAUGAUCGAUCUGACCGACUUUCCCUGCAGUAUCUGGCCGGACUUACCCUCGAUCAUUGGGAAGUACACUCCCAUAUUUGUGGUGGGAAACAAAGUGGAUUUACUGCCGAAGGAUUGUUCACGAUUUGUGGAUAAUGUUAAGGCGUCGUUGAUGAAGGCUCUCAGGGAGGCUGGCAUUCGGGAGUUUAAUAUUAAACAUGUGGAGUUGAUCUCGGCACAGACUGGGUACGGGGUGGAGAGGCUGAUCAAUAAAUUGCAUAAAAUUUGGGCGUACAAAGGGGAUGUCUACAUGAUUGGGUGUACGAAUGUUGGUAAAUCCACAUUAUUCAAUGCUCUCCUGCAGUCUGAUUACUGCAAGGUGCAGGCUGUGGAUUUAAUUCAGAGAGCUACGACAUCUCCAUGGCCCGGCACAACUCUCAACCUCCUUAAAUUUCCGAUUUUAAAUCCUGUUCGGUGGCGAUUGGCUCUGAGAGCCCAGAGACUAAUGGCUGAAGUAGCUGAGGAGCAAGCUGAGUUGCAAUUUCGUAAACGUCAAACGACUGCUGAGCGCAAUAUUUCGUUUGCAACGUUGCAAGAAAGAAUCGGCAGAACGUUCCCAUUAAGAACAAGUCUAAUAGGACCAGCGUUAACUGCAUACGAGAGAAGGCUAGCAACAGGUCGUAAAUUUGGUAUCAAUGAGAAUGACGAUACCUUCAUCAGAAGCAGAUGGUGCUACGACACUCCUGGUGUCGUUCACCCAGAUCAAAUACUCCAUCUACUCACAACGGAAGAACUCUUAUUGACAUUAUCCACGGAAAUCAUAUCACCGAGGAGUUUCAUCUUCAAACCAGGCCAAACGCUGUUCUUGGCUGGAUUGGGACGACUCGAUCUCCUGACUGGCCCUGAGUUCAUUAGAAUUACCGUUUUCGCUAGCGCAUCUCUUCCCGUUACAAUAUGUGAAACCAAAGAUGCUGAUGAUAUUUAUAAUGAGUUGCUGCACACAGAUGCACUUGCUGUGCCCAUUAAUGAUCCUGAGAGGCUCAAAAUCUGGCCACGUUUCGAAUACAAGGACUUUAGUGCUCAAGGGGUCAGUAAGGAUGUGUCGACUUGUGAUGUACUUUUAUCAAGUGCAGGCUGGAUUUCUAUCACACCGAAUCGUGACGAAGACGUGACGUUGAGGGCGGGGACACCAGAAGGAAGAGGAAUUUAUCAACGAACACCUGCCCUACUCAGUAACUCAGUAUCCCUUCGAGGUGCUCGGAUAAAAUCCACAGCUGCGUAUCGAGUUGGACGACAAGUGUACACGAAACCUUGAGUAUGUCAGUACGAAUGUUUUUGAUUCUGUUUAUAAGUAUUCCAUUGGUUUUAUACUGUUGAAUUAUGGAUGGAAUCAUUGUAUAAUAAAUUGUAUAAAUUAGAAAA
Molecule: messenger RNA, 2769 nt
Organism: Diachasma alloeum
Lineage: Eukaryota; Metazoa; Arthropoda; Insecta; Hymenoptera; Braconidae
Product: nitric oxide-associated protein 1
Exons: 5
Coding region: 323-2662 (779 amino acids)
Molecular function (GO): GTP binding
Source: RefSeq, a predicted model, not a curated record